UACACAGAUGUCUUUUUUCUUAUUUAAAAUACAAAUUAGGAAAGGAACGGUUGGUGAAAGCCGGGGUGCCUCAGAGCUGCCUGCGGGAGGGCUGCCCCCACCGCCACCACCCAUUACCAACAGCGGUGCUUCGGAGAAGAUAAAAAAGGGUUUAAAUGUACUUCAAAAUGCAAUAAAUUAAUGCCGAUGACUCCCUCCUCGGCUCUGUCUGACCGGACAAACGCCGAGCUCCGGAGCCACCCGUGCCGGGCGCUUUUCGGAUGGCGCUGCCCGUCCCGCGGCCGGGCCCUGUCAGGGAGCCGGGCAUGGCCCCACCGCCUCCCCCUCAGCCCCCGCUCAUGUCCUCGCCUUCUCCUCGGCCACAACCCCAAGAGAACCGGCGGCGACACCUCAGUGGCUCCGUGCUGGGGCUGAGGGGCUCCGGGUUCCCUCCCUCCCUUGCCUCCCCGCCCCUGCCCUGCAUUGGCUGCGGGCGGCUGACGGGCAGCCGGGGAGGCCGCUGGCAGCCGGCCUCAGAGGGGCAUGCCUGCACCGGGGGGUCCGUGCCGAGCCGAGCCGAGCCGUGCCGAGCCAAAAAGGGGCCGCCAGAGCCGCUCCUGAGAGCCGAGAUGGGGGUGGAGAUCGAGACCAUCUCUCCGGGAGACGGACGGACAUUUCCAAAGAAGGGUCAGACGUGUGUGGUGCAUUACACAGACAGGAGUCAUAGCCACAACCUGAACUUGCAGCUGUCACGUUCUUGGGAGACAAAAGCUGACGUGAAGAGGUGCAAGAGCUGUGGGCAAGAAAAGGAGCAAGCAAGAGAGACAUUACAAAGAACGAAGCCUGUGCUUACAGAUAAGAGGACUUGUGACAAGGAAGCAACAACAGUGAAAAAAUCCUGGGGAGUGGUGGCUGAUUCUUGACUGAAUGCAAGCUCUUUUGCCCAAAAGCUGGCUACAAGCCAUGAAUAUACAAACGGGAGCACUGGGGAAAAGGGGGAGGUUCAGAGGCCUCACACUCCUAUGACUGUUUCAAAAAUAGCGUGCUCAGCUUUGUAAUCCACAAUUCAGGAAAGAGACACGAGGAUGGUAGUGGUUGGGAAACCUGCCUGAACCAAAAAUGCUCGGUUUGUUCAGAAAAUGUUAAGGGAUGGCUUGGGGAGCAUGGGGAACAAGAAACAGGACAACUAAAUUGCUUCAUUAGUUCAUGAAGAUACAUUAGGGUAUCAUGUCUGGAAAGUGAAAUUUUACGAGUUCACUUUAAAAUAAGGCAUUCAUUUGAGCUGGAAAUACUGAUCUGUUAUUGAACGCCGGUCAAUAAUUGCAGUCAAUUCAUCGCCCUGAGACAUCUUUAAAUCAGCACUAGUUCAAACAGGAAUUAUUUAGUGAAAAUCCUGCAGCUUGCAUUAAAGUAGGAAGUCAGAUGAAGAGAUUGCAAUAAUCACUUGUAGCAUAUAAGUGCAUUCAUUGAUAGUUCUGUCGUGUAUUUUGGAAGCACUGUUUGCAUUCUCUGGUCAUGCUCUUCCUCAGGUAGGUCAGUCCUAGAGGCUUCAGACCAUUCCUAGGGUCAUAGAUUUUAGGGCUGGGCUGAUAAUUAGUCUGACUCACCCAGUAAUACCAGCAUUUGAGCUUAAAUUCAUUUGCUUCCCUAGGCUUAAUCAUGUCAAUUAUUUUUUCCUUUUUUUGUGUUUGUGUUUCACUUUUUGCUUCUUCAGAGUUUCAUUGUGCCUAUCUGUAUAGCUGUGGAUGAAAAUCAAAAAAAUGGAGUUGAUAAAAAAUAUUCUCUGUUUUCUCACUUUUUCCUUGGCUUUGUAAUGGUCAGAUAAAGGCUUUGCCCCAUGUGAAAUUUACUGGCAGCAGAGGACAGUCUGCACUUUGCAGGAGAUGCUCUGUAUCGUGAAAAAUGGGCUGGUGCAGAGCUCUAAAACCAUUUGUAAUUCAUGUGUAGUCUGCUUGCCAGCUUGCACUGGGCAUCCUUAGAUGCACUUCCCUAAAAAGUACUUGGAGCAUAUUAAAAAGUGAUUAACAAGAUGACUAAUCAAUUCUAGAAGGUAAUAUUACGUCUCCCUCAAAGUCAUUCUCCAUACAUAUCCAGGGGCUUAAUUAAGCUUUUACACCACUUUGGUUGAUAUGAUUAUUUUUUUAGUUAGUUCUUAAUGUGUAUGGGAAAAAAAAAAAUCUGCAUUAAAACAGAUGGAUAUUCAACUUCAAGGAUAUUUCUUCAGCGCGAGGAUUACUCAGCAGAAACCUUUGAUCUGCACUCUGAACCUGGCCAGGUAGUUCUCUCUGUAAAAAUAGGUGAGAGUCAGAAAUCCCCAGCAGAAGCCAGCGGCAUCCACGAGACGGGAGCUUUCUGUCCCAAUCUGUAACCUGCAGAAAUAUUUGCAGCUCGGGAAGAUUGACAAGCCAGCGUGUGCUGUUCGGGGUAACGAAAGCUGUU
Anas platyrhynchos (mallard) is the source of this 2418-nucleotide messenger RNA. RefSeq names its product FKBP prolyl isomerase 1B (gene FKBP1B). Gene Ontology annotation, molecular function: peptidyl-prolyl cis-trans isomerase activity. Gene Ontology annotation, cellular component: sarcoplasmic reticulum membrane; cytoplasm. Gene Ontology annotation, biological process: regulation of cardiac muscle contraction by regulation of the release of sequestered calcium ion; protein peptidyl-prolyl isomerization. NCBI's taxonomy places the organism in Eukaryota, Metazoa, Chordata, Aves, Anseriformes, Anatidae. The record is from RefSeq and is a predicted model, not a curated record.